ACUAGCAGACGAGUCAGUCAUUCCCCGGCGCGUGGAAGGAGCAGGCUUGUGAAUGGUGUAUUAGAGGAGGAACUGAAAACUAUUCAUGCAUUCUCAAUGAAGACUUUGACCCCUGAGCAGUGGGAGCAGCAGAAGCAGUAAUAAUUAGGAGAUAACGAGUCCUGCAUCCGGUCUCUGCCAUGUCAGAGGCUUAGCGAAGGUUCCUAUGAUUCUAGUAGCAGACUUCUGAAAUACUACGUACAAGCAAAGAUUUUCCACUCGAAUCAUCCCAGACGUUGAUAAAAUACUCAAACCAUCUUUAUUGUAGACACUGCAGAAUGUCAACCAAUGGUGAACACACCAAAGAAUUGCCUAAAGUUUUUAAAGUGAGUGCACCUGGUAAAGUAAUACUCCAUGGGGAACAUUCGGUGGUGUAUGGUAAGCGCGCAGUUGCCCUUAGUGUAGGCUUGCGGACUUACCUUACGAUCACUGUUGGAGGAGAUUCGAUCUUCUUGGAUUUCCCUCUGAUAAAUAUCAAGGAGUCAUGGUCGUUGGAUACCUUCAAGGACUUGAGGACUAAACUUGGUUGUCGGAAAGAAGACGGAGCCAAGAAACUGAACGAAAAGCAGAGCCAGUGUAUUCACGAGUUCUUGCAGAUUGGAGAAGAGGCUACGGAUCCUAGGAAACUUGCCCUGUUGUCUUUCUUUCACUUGUAUAUGGGUAUCUUACCUGAGCCAUUACCACUCUCAAUAUCAGUAAGUAGUGACUUACCCAUUGGUGCUGGCUUAGGAAGCUCUGCUGCUUAUGCGGUAUGUUUGGCAGGUGCUCUUCUUCAGCUAUCAGGUGCUUUCGAUUUGAGGCGGCUGUCGUCUUCGCCAGUUGAGGAGUACACGGCCAAAGUCCUCAAAGUUGUCUCACAGUGGGCAUUUGCAAGUGAGCAGAUAGUCCAUGGCACUCCAUCAGGUAUAGAUAACUCUGUGUGCACCUAUGGAGGAGCAGUAAGCUUCAAAUCAGGUGAUAUUUCACCAAUACACAUACCACCCCUGAAAGUUCUCCUAGUCAAUACAGGCGUUCCUCGAAGCACCAAAGCUCUGGUAACCGGAGUCCGUAAACGUAAAGAGAGUCUCCCCGACGUUAUGGUCCCCGUACUCGAUGCUAUGGAUGCUCUUGCAGAUAAAGGUCUCGGUGUAUUGCAGUCUCUCACCAGUGUUGUGGAUGAUGAUGAGCGGAAUCAAGCAUUCCAAACAUUAGAAGAGCUGGUUGAUGUAAAUCAUGCCUUACUUUGUUCCCUUGGAGUUUCUCACGCCAGUUUAGAUCGGCUUGUAGGAAUUGCGAGGUCUCAUGGUUUGCAUGCCAAAUUGACUGGCGCGGGAGGUGGGGGUUUUGGUAUAGUCAUUGUUCCACCCUGUGUAAAUGAAUCAGUCAUUGAAGGUUGUUGUGAAGAACUUAAACAGUCAGGGUAUGAAGUUUGGUCAACAAGCAUUGGAGCCCCAGGCCUUAAUAUUCACUGUAAUUGAAAUUUUUUCUUGCAAUUUUUAAUUUAUCAAAAGCUUUUUACUUAGUUUAUUGUCUGUCAUGUGUAUUAGAGAGCGGGUCCUUUUGUUUUGAAGUUUUAGGUUAUUCAAGUAGUUUGUGACUUUCGUAAAAUUUUGUGUUGUCUUACUAGAAACAACAUAAUAUUAACCGGUGUUUUGUUCCACUUUUCAAAGUCAGUUUUGUCUAAACUGGAAAUUUUUAUGACUUGUCUGUUAAUACAGAUAAUUUUAAGUAUUUAAUUUAAUUUUACUCCUAUUAAGGUCAUUUGGUAAUAACCCAGUUCACUGAUGUUGCUUUGCUUUUAUGUUUUGUGGUAUAUGUUGACCAAAUUUUUCAUUUGUUCAUUUUUGUCUGUGAUUUUACCUCAUGCAUUUAUUCACCCACAGGGUGUCGUACUUAAUUUAUUGAAACUUUAAACUUGAAAGUACUGUAGUUGCAAAAUGUCUGGCUUUUGAUACUUGAAUUUCAAGGACCUUUUGCACUUUAUCGAGGAAUAUUGUAUUAAUAAUUCAUUUUCUAUUCUUCUGUCACUGUUCUGUAAGGAUGGUUGUGACAGCACUGUAAAUGUUACUGCUGCUUAUUUCGUGGCUUUAAGACCAUGUCAUUUUAGUAAAUAAUUUUUGUAAUAGCACACCAAACCAAAGAUCUAUAACAAGUACUAGUAUGUUAUUUGGUUAGUUCGUAUCCUUCAGAUGUUCCCAUAUUUUGAAAUCAAGAUGUCCUCAAUUUUUAAAAAUCUCACUGAACAUUAUUCAAUCAACUUCUUUUUUUGUACAAUACGCACCAGUACCCACUUGCAUUACUGUAAUGUUGUGAGUCGUAAGUGUUUAUUGAUCGAUGUUGGAAGUUGAAUGUUUAUCAGUGUGGAUUCAAUAACUUCUUGUUGUUAUAUUUUUUUUAUUAAGCUGUUGUUUGAAGAGCUUGAUUGAUGCUGUGUGCGAUGUCACAAAGUUUAGUAAAAGCUUACGCUAUU
Macrobrachium nipponense is the source of this 2488-nucleotide messenger RNA. RefSeq names its product mevalonate kinase-like. Gene Ontology annotation, biological process: isopentenyl diphosphate biosynthetic process, mevalonate pathway; isoprenoid biosynthetic process; cholesterol biosynthetic process. Gene Ontology annotation, molecular function: mevalonate kinase activity; ATP binding. Gene Ontology annotation, cellular component: cytosol; cytoplasm. The transcript has 2 exons. NCBI's taxonomy places the organism in Eukaryota, Metazoa, Arthropoda, Malacostraca, Decapoda, Palaemonidae. The record is from RefSeq and is a predicted model, not a curated record. Bases 318 to 1496 code for a protein of 392 amino acids.